AUGACCUCCAGCCCGUCCGCCAUCACCCUCUCUGUCCGUCCAACGAUCCACCUCUCGGGCUCCUUCCUUGAAGGCGAGGUGCUUCUUGACUACCGCAAACUGCAGGAAGAAGACAUCCAAGAGGUUCACCUUAAACUCCGUGGGGCUCUGGCUGUCCAUAUCCAGCGUGGCAAGCGUCGCUGGUGCAGCAUCCAGUCUCUCAUCCAGGCCAACGUUUCCCUCUGGACGCAUGGCUCGGCCUAUCCUCCCCCUGACACUCACGUCCUCCCUCUUCCCUUCCGCCUUCUGCUCCCUCAGAAUCUCCCGCCCUCCUUCAUCUUCGAGCCCGGAGGCUCCUCGGCGCACAUUGAGUAUGCCAUCGUCGUCGUCCGCGUCCGCCCAGGCACGUUCAAGUCCAACCGCCGGAUCAACGCCCCGCUCGUCGUCCUCCCGCCCGACCCAGUCGGGGCGCGAAUCCGGAUGGGCGCAGACAUGGGCUGGAAGCGGACGGCGGUGGAGGAGAGGAUCAGACGCAGGCUCUGGGGCGAGCGUUCGCGCGUGCAAGUCGAGCUCGCGCUGCCGGAAAUCCCCGUCUUCCCCGUCUUCGCCGACCUUCCCGAGCUAUCGCUCACACUCCGACGGCUCACCCGUGUACACGCCCGGGACGAGCUCUCGGUCUUUCGUGACGAGGAAACCACGACACACGAGGACACGGUGAUGGUGGUCCUAGGGCGGCCGCGGACGGACGUCGAGACGGAGCUGCCGGAGAAGGAGUGGGUGGCGCAACCGCCCGCUGAGGGAGAGGGAGAGGGCGGGGAGGAGCACGGCGUGUGGGUGCAGCGGGCGCGGUUCCAGGCGACGAUGCGGCUCGACGUCACGCCGACGUUUGCGAACGAGUUCGUGCAGUGCGAGUACCUGCUGCACCUCCGCGUUCCAUUCGACGGCAUGAGCAACGACGUAAAGCUAGACGUCCCGAUUAUCAUCAGCUCCGGGAUCGACUUUCCGGUGUUGCGCGUGCCGCCCACGUCGUCGAGCCCCUUGUCAUCGUCGGCGCCUGCUCCGGCGAUGGCACAGCCUAUGCUGGGGUUACCCUCGUCUUACUGGGACCCGAGCGACCGGAGCGCACGCCAGGGCCUGCUCAACAUCCUCCGGGACGAGCUCGAGGCGAAGGGCCUCGCGACUAUGCUUGCGGGAGUUGGACCUAACAAUGGGAGCGGCAACGAGGGCCUGGGCGACGGGCACCUGAACGUCUGA
Messenger RNA from Epithele typhae, 1233 nucleotides. RefSeq lists its product as uncharacterized. The coding region runs from base 1 to 1233 and encodes 410 amino acids. The record is from RefSeq and is a predicted model, not a curated record. Gene Ontology annotation, biological process: protein transport. The transcript is spliced from 8 exons. Gene Ontology annotation, cellular component: cytoplasm. Lineage: Eukaryota; Fungi; Basidiomycota; Agaricomycetes; Polyporales; Epitheliaceae.